Ciona intestinalis (vase tunicate) is the source of this 1338-nucleotide messenger RNA. RefSeq names its product diphthine methyltransferase homolog. The record is from RefSeq and is a predicted model, not a curated record. Gene Ontology annotation, cellular component: cytoplasm. Gene Ontology annotation, molecular function: protein binding; diphthine methylesterase activity. Gene Ontology annotation, biological process: protein histidyl modification to diphthamide. Lineage: Eukaryota; Metazoa; Chordata; Ascidiacea; Phlebobranchia; Cionidae.
CAAGUUCUAGUGAGACUGAGGAUGAAGGUGGUUGGUGGUGGACAAAACAAACUAUUUUAGGAAAAAGAAAGAAAAAUAAUGAUGAUAUUAGUGAUUUUGACUUGGACAGCAGCAAAAAUGAAAUACAAUCUAAACCUGUUGACAGCAGGACAGGGUGGUGUAUGGUCGUUUAAGUUUAAUGGUUUCAGGUUUUUAUUUGUACAUAAAUAUGAUUAGUAGCAAUACUAUUUAUGAAGUUGAUACUGUGUUACAUGCUGAUUCAGUGGAAUGGUGUCCUAUCAACAACUAUCAAGAUUAUCUGCUGUGUGGAACUUAUCAGUUAAAGAGCUGUGCUAUAAAGAGUGAUGAUACAGAUUCAAGGAUUGGGUGUUUGCAGCUGUAUCAAAUUGACAACAAAUCUAACAUAGAGGAUUUUAAAUUGAAACAAGUGUUUCAGGUGGAUGUAGUUGGUGUUUUAGAUAUGAAAUGGUGCAAUCAGCCCUUAUUGGAAAAUAUGCCAACACUUGCUACUGCUGAUGCUCAUGGUUCAGUCAAAUUGUUCUCACUAUAUAUAGAUCAACAUAAAAAGGCAAAAAUGAAGAACUGGUGUGAAGUUUUAAACCCAAACUCUGUUGCUUUAUCUUUGGAUUGGUCUUCAAAACAAUGCACUAAAGACAUACAGAUUGCUGCAAGUUACUCAAAUGGCAACCUAGGACUUCUGAAAGUGUGCGAAUCUGAUGCAGUACUUUUGCAACAAUGGAAUGCACAUGGUUUUGAAGCUUGGAUUACCGCUUUUAACUCUGAAAACGAUUCUGUUCUUUAUUCUGGUGGUGACGAUUGUUGUUUUCGUGGUUGGGAUCUACGUUGUCCUGAACAUUCCUUGUUUAAUAACCGGUCACAUGAUAUGGGUGUCUGUUCCAUCCAAAGUUGCCCAAGCAAUUCUAACUUACUAGCGACGGGAGGGUAUGAUGAACAUGUGCGAAUAUGGGAUGUCCGAGCUAUGCGACCAAAGCCUUUGACAAAUUUAAAUGUUAAUGGGGGUGUGUGGCGUGUUAAAUGGCACCCAAAGUUGAAAGAUGUUUUAGCUGUAGCAUGCAUGCAUAAUGGAUGUUUUAUUUUACAUCAGGACCAGGUGUCCUUGAAUCUGUGUUCUCGGGCACAUUACACCAAUCACCAAUCACUAGCAUAUGGAAUUGAUUGGUGCUAUUUAGAGAAUUCUGUGAGCCACUUUUUAGCUUCUUGUUCAUUCUAUGACCAUAAAUUGUGUCUGUGGAAUUUAAACAAACAGUUAUUGUAGUAUUUUUUAUAAAUUGUUUUAACUUGAGAAUUUUUGUCGAAAAAUACAUAUAAAGAAAUGAA